This is a messenger RNA of Thrips palmi, 6429 nucleotides long. Its product is annotated as myotubularin-related protein 3. The transcript has 15 exons. Gene Ontology annotation, molecular function: protein phosphatase binding; metal ion binding; phosphatidylinositol-3,5-bisphosphate 3-phosphatase activity. NCBI's taxonomy places the organism in Eukaryota, Metazoa, Arthropoda, Insecta, Thysanoptera, Thripidae. Gene Ontology annotation, biological process: dephosphorylation; regulation of autophagy. The record is from RefSeq and is a predicted model, not a curated record. Bases 452 to 4387 code for a protein of 1311 amino acids.
CGCGCUCGGCUCGUCGCGAGUCGCGCCGAACAGACGACAGCCAAAGAUAGCAGAAAGGCUCGGCUACACGCACAAGUGCAGCGGUCGAGAAAACUGUGUCAAAUUUGGCCCGAAUCAAACGAUUGGGUUUGAUUCCCUUCGGGCUCGUCGUCUCGCUCUCGUUGUUUCGUCACUAUCACGGUCCCCUCGACGCGCUGUGCUUUUGUUUUUGUUGGGCCGAUCCGUGCGGCCUGCCUGGCUGCCCGUGGAAUCAGCUGACGUCAUGUUGGGUCGCGGCCGCCAUUACGGUGUUGGUGUUCAUCUGUGGAAAUCAGCUGUGGUGGAGAAUUAGUCUCUCCCAUUCGCGUUACAGCCGCUCCAAAAUGGAAAUGUUACCGUUGGAUUAACUCGGCAGGAGUGCUGACCUCUCUGCGUGUUCGUUACUGGUUUUCAGCUUUAAUAGAGCUUAAUCAUGGAGUUCUCUACCGGUGAUCCUCAACCAUCCAGUAUGCAAUCGUUAUCCAACAUAGCAUCAGAGCUCUUCCCCAAAGCAACAUUGCAAAUUGAAGACAGUGGAGGUGGAGGUCCCUCGACAGAAGGACUCACAGUUCCAUUCACGCCAGUGUGUGGGGAAUCUCCCAAAUACAUUGUGCGAACAGCUGAUGGAGUUCUGGUCCUGUCAAACUAUCGUAUAUUCCUGCUGAUGUCGGAUGGGUCCAAUCACAAUAUACCACUUGGACUAAUUGAACAAUUAGAGGUUAAGGAUAUUUUUUAUCUCCAUGUUUUGUGCAAGGAUGCUCGCUCUGUUCGCCUGGUAUUUUUGAGCAAUGAUGUUUGUGUGAAGUGGUUCCAUCGUUUGUUGCGAGCAAUCAGCCCUCCAAAAUCAAUUGAGGAUGUCUUUGCAUUUUCAUUCUAUGCAUGGUCUAAAGAGGAGGGCGGGGAGAAAGUUCUUCAGCGCUUAAAAAGGCAGCCUGAGCAGUCUUAUUUCCGUAAAGAGAUGGAUCGACUACAGUUUGAUAUUCAUGGGGCUUGGCGUAUAUCCAAAGCUAAUGAAAAUGGUGAACUGUGUUCAUCUUAUCCUAAAGAACUCUUAAUUCCUUCAUGCAUUGCUGACUCAAUAUUGAAAAAAGGUGCCCAAUUUAGAAGUUAUGGCAGGGUGCCAGCAGUUGUGUGGAGGCACACAGGCAAUGGCGCUGCGCUGGCGAGAUGCUCUCAGCCAGAAGUUGGCUGGUUGGGUUGGCGCUCUCCAGAGGACGAAGCCCUUUUAAAGGCCAUUGCUGAUGCCUGUGCUCAUGACCGUUUGCAUAAUGUUACAUCUGAUGUAUCUAGUAGCACAAUGACAUUAUCUGCUCUAGCUGAAGCCACAGCACCAGGAAACUUUACUUGUCUAAAUGGUUCAGUCCAAACUUCAACAGUCACAUCAACUGUAUCCUCUCCUCCUUUACUAAAUGGUGGAAAUGCGAGUUUACAGUCUGAUAUUUCUGGAUCUAGUUCAAGUGGUGUAAGUAGCCUGAAAGACUCCCUUCCUGAUCAAGUGGAUCUACCACCACAAGGGAAAAAACUUCUAAUCAUGGAUGCUCGAUCUUACACUACUGCAAUUGCAAAUCGUGCAAGAGGAGGUGGCUGUGAAUAUCCUGAGUACUACCCCACUUGUGAAAUACAGUUCAUGAAUCUUCCAAAUAUUCACUCCAUUAGGAAAAGCUUCCACUCUCUUCGAGCAUUGUGUGCAUCUUCAGAUGAUAAUCCAAAUUGGUUCAGCUUGCUUGAGGGGACACGAUGGCUUCAAAAUAUGUCUGGUUUAAUGCGAGCUGCUGUGACUGUAGCUCAGGCGCUUGACAGAGAAGGGAGGCCUGUUGUUGUGCACUGCUCAGAUGGUUGGGACAGAACUCCACAGAUUGUUGCUUUAGCUGAGAUAUUGCUUGACCCUUACUAUCGAACUAUGCAGGGAUUUCAAGUUUUAUGUGAGCGUGAAUGGCUUGAUUUUGGUCAUAAGUUUGCUGAUCGUUGUGGACAUGGAGUCGGUGGAGACGACCAUAAUGAAAGAUGUCCUGUGUUUUUGCAAUGGGUGGAUUGUGUCCAUCAACUGCUAUGUCAGUUUGAAUGUUUGUUUGAGUUUUCUGAGGCUUACCUUGUGAAACUAGUCCAACACACGUAUUCAAAUAUGUUUGGCACUUUCUUGUGCAAUUCAAAUGCUGAUCGAACUAAAUUGAGCAUUGCAGAAAGGACAUUUUCAGUUUGGCAAUUUUUACAAGAUGAUUGCUUUAAGAACCAUUUAUAUCUACCAGAGGAUCGGGUAUUGUGGCCAUCUUGCCAUGUUCGUGAUUUGAAAGUCUGGAAUAACCUGUACUUAGGAUCUCCUGAUAGGGCCACCUCAAUAGUAUCUACUGCUCCUGCCCCAGUGAACACUGUCACAACCACCCACAGUGCUCCAGGGUCAGUUGUUGGCAGUUCUAAUGUUACAAGUGAAGAUUCAAAUGCCCCAGAUGACAUUGAAGACACAAAUCGAUCAAAUGGUUUUGUGAAAACUCGUUCUUAUGAUGAUAUAAUUACUGCCUGUGAUGAGCGAGAAAACCAUUGCUCUCUUGCGGACCAGCCAAGGAGGUGUUCUGAUUCUAGCAUUAAUGUGGAUAUAAAAUACGUGAAUGGUGGCAGCACCGAUGAGACUGACCAAGUAGAUGGAGAAACACAAGACGAUUGUGGUGGUCAAUCAAAUGAAGUGCAGAAUCAAGUUGUGUCAGAUCUGUGCAAGGAUGCAAUGGGUCUUGAACUUUCCAAAGCUGUUUCUCAGUCCCCUGUGCCUGAGCUUUCUCUAACAAGUUUAUCUACUAAUUUGCCUACUAUUCAACAAAUCUCACCAUGCAAUGGUAGAGAAGAGCAGUCUGAUGAUGAGGAUACUGAAAUAACUGUUACCACUGAGGUGCAUGAUUCUAUUGAUACAGUGGAUAGUCCUGGAACACUAACACAGUGCACUUCAAGAUUACCUGAUACGGAUGUACCAAGCCUAGACAGCAGUAUUAUCUCUUCUAACCAUAAUUCAAAUGAAGACUUCCAAGAAUCUUCAAAGGUCGUUUGGAAAGUGAAUGAGUCUGUUCAGCCGGGCCUAUCUGUUGACAGUUCAACUGAUACUUUAGUUGCACCAGAUCAGUUAGCCAACCAUAGUGCCUCUGCUGCUGCUAGUCCAGCUACUCCACUUUGUAAUGGUAUAAGUUCCUCUAUAACUGCUUCUGCUAUGCCAUCAAGUUCUCCGGAUAUAGUGAUGCCAAUAGUGCAACAGUCAAGUUCCAUAGGGGUGUGUAGUUCACUUACCCCUCAGUCCCUAACAUUCCCUUAUGGAGCACUUGGCUCCAUGCCUCCUCCAGUGUUAACAAAUGGUGUCCCUGAUGGCGAUGUGAUAUCCUCAAGUGCUGGGGAUAUGUGUAGGGUAUGUGCUGAUAGUAGAAGAUUUUUAGCUGAUAACCAUCGGGACCAUUCUGGAAGCAGUUCACGUUAUUCAACACCACCCCUUAAUAGUGGCACACCUAGUGGUGGUUAUCCUGCGACUCCUGCAACGCCUUGUGAAGAAAGAGCGGCUUUACCCUCUUCUUUCCAAGGUGGUCAAGUGUUGCUAGAUGAUGUAGAUGGGCUGGCACCCCCUCACAGUGAUGUUCAAAUUAGAUUGCAACAUAUUAUGGCAGAAAAUCAGGCUCGUGUCCAGGCACUGGAGAGGGAUCUGCACAUGACUAGGAUGGCACUUACACAGCAAGUAUGCCAUCAGUGCAGUCAUGCUCAUCCGGAUCGCAAUGAUGAUGUGCGAUCUUUGCCGGAGUCAGCAUGCUCAGGAGAGCCUGCAUCAGCUGGAGAAAGUAUUCCUUCAGAUGUUUCAUGGGAAGCCCUAGAGGAGGUACCUGAUGGAAACCCAGUGCUGUGGUGGCCUGACUAUGCCGCGAACCACUGUAUGCGCUGCAGUCGGGAAUUCAACGUUGUGCGUCGCAAGCACCAUUGCAGGAAUUGUGGUAAAAUAUUUUGCUCUGAAUGUUCGGAGAACACCAUGCCACUUCCAAAUAAGCAGGUUUAUGAACCUGUCCGAGUUUGUACCAGCUGCUACUCACUUCUACAUACUGAUGUAGUUGACAACCCUUUGAGCCAUCUUAACUCUCGUCGAAGUGGCUCUGUUGUUAAUGUGAACUCUCUUAUUACUUCAAAUGGACAUUCCAUGGAUGUACCUACUGACAUGGCUGAGUCAGCAUUAACAACGUUUGCUCAACAUCAUCAUUCAACCAAUGGUAAUAGCUGUGGGUUUUCUUAUGCUGCUGUAGCAUCAGGUAGUGCAAACUCAGACACGAGAAAUGGAGUGUCUCUAUCUGAAGGUAAAAAUGUGAACCAACAAGCGCAACCACACACUAGGAAGGCUACGGCAGCAUAUGUUUAGACAGUCUUGAUAUGUAAUUGGAACUUUGACUUGUCUGGCUUUCCUUUCAUUAGAAACCAAUAUUGUAGAACAAACGGGUAAACUGUAUACAGAACAACCAUUGAUGCUAAACAAUGUCAAUAUUUUGUCUCCCCUGAUGUGGAUCCUUUAACCAAUUUUAUUUGUGUACCUCCUUUAAAUCAAAACCCCUAAUCAGAAUUCAGGUUUAGUACAUGAUGUGUCUUUGAAGUUAUUUUAAAAAUUACAAUCAUCUUAUACAUCUAUAGUUAUUGCCCAGAGAAGAAAUUCUACCAAUCUGUUCUAUGUGCCUGCACGUAGCCUAGAUGUCCGCCGAUUCCCUUCGUGCUCGUUUGAAGCAGAAUUUUCCUACAUUGAGCCUUAGCUGUAAUUGGCUUUGACUGUACUUCUUGCCUCACCGUUUAAUGUGAAUCACAUCAGCACUAAGGCUUGGGAUCCCUUUUGGAGUGUGAGGUUUUGCACUUUUUGAACCACCUAAAUGAUCAUGAAUUGAUUCUUCAAUUGCAUUACAAAUAAAGGUUUUUAAAAAAGUACAAUACACAAAAAUCUUAAAUAGUGAUACAUUACUCUGAACCUUGUGGGAUACUAUACUGUGGAUUUAGAAUAUUGGGGGCAUCUUUCAAUCUCUGUGGUUUAGAAACAGCUUUUGUUAAGUUCUUAUCCUGUAACCCUGCUGUUCUCGGCUUUCUUAAAAGUAGCUGCCAAAUCCUUAUAAAUAUGGGAAAUCAUGACUAAUGAAUUGUUUUUAAAAAAUUCUUAUAUUUUUUAUUAAGAAAUGAGUGAAAAUGAAUUUUAUCCUUGUUAUAUGUUGUUGCAAACCACUGGAAGAUGAGAAUGAAUUAAAUGUUUACUUAUGUUACAGUGUAUGUUGCCAGGUAGGCAUUCUUGAUAAAAUUUAAUUUUAAAAUUAAGCUCAUAAGGAGAUUACAAAUGAUAAAUAUUGUCCCUUUUGGCUGUGAUAGAGAAGUAAAGGUCAUUCUAUAAAAUAUGAGUGUAAAUGUUUGUACAGUACUGAUAUAAGGAGUUGUACAUAUUUUAAGAAGUUAGAACAUAGAGCAUACAAUCGUUGAAUGUGGUAAAAAGCAAAGGGCCGAGGUUGCACAAGACAGGGCCAGGUCCCGCCAUCCCGCCAACAACACAAGGUGCUUGCAUGUAUUCUGUUAUUGGAUGCUUUUUGUCUAACUUGAUGCUUCUGUAAGAUACUUUGUAAAUAUUGUUUUAAUUGUAAGUCUAUAAACAUUCAUGCUUCUUUGUUUUACAAGCAAAGCACAAUCUUAGUCAGUUUGGUCCUGUGCUAAAGGCACAUACUAGUCAUGCCACAAUUUUGUAAAUUAUUUUGGCAAAAGCUUUGGUGUAUUCAAAAUGUUCAGAGUUAUGCAAGGAAAAGUUUGUUCACUACCCCUUCCAGUGUUAUGCUUUGCUCCCCCUGUCAUAUCUCAGCAGUUUGCUUACGGAUUGUAGAUUUUGUAACUACAUGUAAAUAAGUCAUAAUUGGAUCUGACACAAUGGCGGUCCAAAUAGUGAUGUAGCUUAACUUUGGGCCAGAAUUUUUUCACCAAUGACUGAAAUGAAAUUCAAGGAAAAAUCAUCUACCUAAGCAAAAUGGAAAAACUUUAAAAAAUUGGCAGGAUACAUUAGUGACUGCAACAUUGUACAUAAAACCAGCCCUGUAAUUAUGUGAAUAUAGUAUUGCCUUGGGAACCAUCCAAUUUUUUCUAGGAAUUAUGGAAUAAUGUUUUUGGCUGACCUUUACUUCUUCAUCAUGAUAUCAAAUUUUUGUUGUUGCACUAUUCGUACAUCUUGUCAACAAAUUAAUUAUAGUCCUAGGGCAUUCAAUACAUGUUGAAAAUUGCGAAAGGAACUUUAAAUAUGAAUGUGAUAAUGGUUUGCAAGCAUGUUUGGUGCUCUAUUGGUUGAUGGAACCUGCAUUGUGAUCAAUUUUGUGUACUAACUUUAGAACUUUAAAAAGUAAAGUGAAUUUGCUGUGGUAUUAACAUGCAUUUUAAAGGAAAUUUCUACAUUUC